Ictidomys tridecemlineatus (thirteen-lined ground squirrel) is the source of this 2966-nucleotide messenger RNA. RefSeq names its product G protein subunit alpha 11 (gene Gna11). The record is from RefSeq and is a predicted model, not a curated record. Gene Ontology annotation, biological process: adenylate cyclase-modulating G protein-coupled receptor signaling pathway; phospholipase C-activating dopamine receptor signaling pathway. Lineage: Eukaryota; Metazoa; Chordata; Mammalia; Rodentia; Sciuridae. Gene Ontology annotation, cellular component: heterotrimeric G-protein complex; cytoplasm. Gene Ontology annotation, molecular function: G protein-coupled receptor binding; G-protein beta/gamma-subunit complex binding; guanyl nucleotide binding.
GGGACGAUGACUCUGGAGUCCAUGAUGGCGUGUUGCCUGAGCGACGAGGUGAAGGAGUCGAAGCGCAUCAACGCCGAGAUCGAGAAGCAGCUGCGGCGGGACAAGCGCGACGCCCGGCGCGAGCUCAAGCUUCUGCUGCUGGGCACGGGCGAGAGCGGCAAGAGCACCUUCAUCAAGCAGAUGCGCAUCAUCCACGGCGCUGGCUACUCGGAGGAGGACAAGCGGGGCUUCACCAAGCUGGUGUACCAGAACAUCUUCACCGCCAUGCAGGCCAUGAUCCGCGCCAUGGAGACGCUCAAGAUCCUCUACAAGUACGAGCAGAACCAGGCCAACGCCCUCCUGAUCCGGGAGGUGGACGUGGAGAAGGUGACGACGUUUGAGCAGCAGUACGUGGAGGCCAUCAAGACGCUGUGGGGGGACCCGGGCAUCCAGGAGUGCUACGACCGCAGGAGGGAGUUCCAGCUCUCGGACUCGGCCAAGUACUACCUGACUGACGUGGACCGCAUCGCCACCUCUGGCUACCUGCCCACCCAGCAGGACGUGCUGCGGGUCCGUGUGCCCACCACUGGCAUCAUCGAGUACCCCUUCGACCUGGAGAACAUCAUCUUCAGGAUGGUGGACGUCGGGGGACAGAGGUCCGAGCGCAGGAAGUGGAUCCACUGCUUCGAGAACGUGACGUCCAUCAUGUUCCUCGUGGCGCUCAGCGAGUACGACCAGGUCCUGGUGGAGUCCGACAACGAGAACCGCAUGGAGGAGAGCAAGGCGCUGUUCCGCACCAUCAUCACCUACCCCUGGUUCCAGAACUCGUCCGUCAUCCUCUUCCUCAACAAGAAGGACCUGCUGGAGGACAAGAUCCUCUGCUCCCACCUGGUGGACUACUUCCCCGAGUUCGACGGGCCGCAGCGGGACGCGCAGGCCGCCCGGGAGUUCAUCCUGAAGAUGUUCGUGGACCUGAACCCCGACAGCGACAAGAUCAUCUACUCGCACUUCACCUGCGCCACGGACACGGAGAACAUCCGCUUCGUGUUCGCGGCCGUCAAGGACACCAUCCUGCAGCUGAACCUCAAGGAGUACAACCUGGUGUGAGCCGGCCGCCGGCCAGGACGCCCCACUCCUCCCGCUCCCUCGCGCCCUCCAGGGCCACGCAGCCUCUUUCUGGCCUUGAUCUGUGGCUCGUUUUUUUUCUAAAAAAAAGAAAAGAGAAGAUUAAACAGAAAACAGAUCGCAGGCCGGUGGCCAAGAGCCGGCCCUGGGCCCUCGCCGCCCGCGGCCCUGGGCUCCCACCGGGAGGUGUGGGGUCCUGGGCCGUGGCCCGUUACCACUUCUCUAAGUUAUUGACGUCCUCGCGGCCUGCGCUGUAAUUUGCUCCUGGACUCCAAGAAGUGGGGGUGUGCACCCGCCGCCCGCCCCGGAAGUGCCUCACCUGUACACGUGCAGACACGUCUGUGCGGUCUUUUUGUUCUUUUUUUGUUUUUUGAGGAAAAGAAAAAAAACAGCUCACGGGGCCCCAGGUCGGAGGAGACCCCACGUGCCUGGUGCCGUCGGCCCCACCUGCCGGGCGGGGGACUCGGGUGCCUGUCCUGCGGGCAGUGGGGUGGUGCUGGGGGCAUCGGGGACAGGGAGCCUGCUCCGGGUCCUGUGGCUUCAUUUUGCUCCAUUUUUUGUGGUCACGGUUUGGAAAGUGAGGGCAGAGUGGGGACUUCUUCAGAAUCUUCUCAGGUCUGUCCCCGAGAAGCAGAGAGGAAAGGUGGGGAUCACUGUUGGUGGCCAUGUGCGUGACCGACCCUGUGCAAUCCUCAGCCGCCCCUGCACCUAGCCAGACGCAGGAGGGUAGUCCCCAGGCCCCAGCCCUUGUCCUGGGCCUGGUCCCUGAGACAGGCGGAGCAGGGGCUGUGCUCAGGGUGGAAGUGGCCGUCCCUCUGUUGUCACGGUGUCGUCCUGGCACCCUGCCGGGACCCUUGGAGGCUGCUGCUUUGGUGCUGGGAGAGGGCACAGGAGCAAGCCAGCCGUGAGCCGCCUGUGCCCGCAGCCCGCCGCAGUUCUGGGGAGGGCUGAGGGGGCUGUGGAAGUGGGUGUCCCUGGCUGUGGCCUGUGGGGCCCGCCGCAUCCUAGGGCACAGUGUCCCUGCCUUGGCGGGUCCAUCCCUGGGCUGCGUAUGCCUAGAAGGGUUUGUGCCAUGGGCCCUGGCGGUGGGACUGGGCCCUGGUCCUUGCAGAGGGGCAUCCUGGCCUCACAGAAGGGAAGAGGACUUGGGCUCUGUCAGUGGCCCGAGGGCAGGGUCCCUCCCGUGGGGCCUGGGCGCCUCUGCCAGCCAAGUAUUGACCCCUCGCAGAGGGGCAGCGUGCCAAGUGUUCCCGGGCCGCCUGAGGCCACAGCCAAAGCCCGCGGCCCGGCCAGGCCCCGGUGCCCGCAGGACCAAGGCAGGAGCUCCUGCGCCAGCACCCCCCGGGCAGGACCGGGCAGCAACCUCGGGCCAUGGGGGUGGGCCACGCCUGAUGUGCCCCCGGCAGCUGGGCUGCGAGGUGACCCUGGUGUCCCCCCCAUAAACUGUCGUCAGCAGCCCCAACGGGAGCCUUGGCCUGGGCACUGUCCCCCAGGUGCCCUCUGCCAGGCCCCAGCUGUGGAGUCUGAGGCAGUGGCCGGCUGCUGGCCACCACCCAGGACCUGCGCACAGCGGAGCCCUGACCCCAGACCACGUGGGCCCCGACCUGUUUAAAGAGUAUUCUGUAAAGUGCUGUUUUUAAGCCCUUUGUCAUUCCAAGUGCAUGUAUUGGGCGAGCUGGGGACAGAGUGGGGAGCCGGGCGCUCCGGGCUCCAUGCCAACCUCGGGCUGGGCAAGGGGCCGGGGUCCCUGCAGCAGGUCGGGGCCUGACCCCUUACUCCCCAGGUUCCUGAUGGAAAUCGACUUUUCAUAUCUUUCUCUGAAGCGAAUUGUUUUAAUUGAAAUAAACCCUGUUCCUACACAC